Molecule: messenger RNA, 4544 nt
Organism: Pseudoliparis swirei
Lineage: Eukaryota; Metazoa; Chordata; Actinopteri; Perciformes; Liparidae
Gene: slc29a4a
Product: solute carrier family 29 member 4a
Exons: 10
Coding region: 170-1831 (553 amino acids)
Biological process (GO): nucleoside transmembrane transport
Cellular component (GO): plasma membrane
Molecular function (GO): monoamine transmembrane transporter activity; nucleoside transmembrane transporter activity
Source: RefSeq, a predicted model, not a curated record
GCUUUUCUACUUCUACGCUCUCCUGCCUCUCCUCCAGGGUGUCGAUUGUGUUUGACAUGUACGCUCCCAAGAGAGUGUAGCUCGUAGUAUCGAGAGGAUAGUCUAGUGUGUGUGUGUGUGUGUGUGUGUGUGUACGUGUGCGUGUGUGGAGUCUACUUGAAGCACCAAGAUGGGCUCGGUAGGAGCGGAGCGCCGCAGGCCAACACCGGUCCAGAUGCCCGAGGAGAGGGAUGUGUGGAGGGAGGGAGGACAAGCUGGAUGGAGGGAGGGAGGAAGGGAAGGAGGAAGGGAGGGCUGGAGGGAGGGCCGAGAAAGCGGCGUGGUGCAGAGCUACAGCUUCGACUCGUACCAGCUGGAGGAGGAGGAGAUCGGUAAAGACGCCCCGGAGCGAGGAGUGCUGGCGCUGUCCGAGCCCGACUUUGAGGAGCCGAUCCCUGACGACCGUUACCAUGGCAUCUAUUUCGCAAUGCUAUUGGCCGGCGUGGGUUUCCUGCUUCCCUACAACAGCUUCAUCACCGAUGUGGACUACCUGCACCACAAGUUUAAAGGGACGCCAAUCGUGUUCGACAUGAGUCUGACGUACAUCCUGGUGGCUCUGCUGGCCGUCAUCCUCAACAACGUGCUGGUGGAGCGACUCAGCCUGCACACCAGGAUCACUGUGGGCUACAUAUUAGCUCUGGGGCCGCUGAUCUUCGUCAGUGUGUUUGAUGUCUGGCUCGCCAAGUUCACCACCAGGCAGGCUUAUGUCAUCAACCUCGUCUCAGUGGGAGUGGUGGCCUUCGGAUGUACAGUGCAGCAGUCCAGUUUCUAUGGUUACAUGGGGAUGCUGCCCAAGAGGUACACACAGGGGGUGAUGACCGGAGAGAGCACAGCAGGUGUGAUCAUCUCACUGUCGCGCAUCUUCACCAAGCUGCUGAUCGCCGACGAGAAGAGGAACACGCUCAUCUUCUUCCUGGUCUCCAUCAGCAUGGAGAUGCUCUGCUUCCUGCUCCACCUGCUCGUCCGCCGCUCUCAAUUCGUUCGCUACUACACCAACAGCGCCCAGGGCAAAGGGCCGGUCAAAGGUCGCGACCCGCACGACAACGGGACCGGAUACCGAGUCCACCACGACGUCACCGCAGAGGACGUACGAUUUGGAAACGGUGGCACAGCACCGACCCCGACGGAGGAAGUGGUUGAGGACUUUGAGGGCGGGACGUACGUCAGAUUCGAUGCCCCGAAAGCCAAGAUAAGGAGGAGCUGGCCUGGCGUCCGCGACAUGAUCUUGCGUCGUUACGUGGUGGCCCGUGUGAUCUGGACCUACAUGCUGUCGAUAGCAGUGACCUACAGCAUCACCUUGUGUCUGUUUCCCGGGCUGGAGUCAGAAAUACGAAACCACACCUUGGGAGAGUGGUUCCCCAUCCUCAUCAUGGCCACCUUCAACAUGUCGGACUUUGUUGGCAAGAUUCUUGCAGCGCUGCCAUACGACUGGUCCGGAGGCCGCCUGCUCUUCUUCUCCUGCCUGAGGGUGGUCUUCAUCCCUCUGUUUGUCAUGUGCGUGUACCCGGCCAGCGCGCCCACCCUGUCCCAUCCCGCCUGGCCCUGCCUCUUCUCCCUCCUCAUGGGAGUCACUAACGGCUACUUCGGGUCCGUGCCGAUGAUCCAGGCUGCGGGAAAAGUGUCGCACGAGCAGCGGGAGUUGGCCGGGAACACCAUGGCGGUCUCCUACAUGAGCGGCCUGAUGGUGGGCUCCGCCGUGGCGUACGCAGCUUACAGCUUCGCGGCUCCGGGACCAGGAACACACAUCGCCACGCUCAACAUGCACCCACACGCCAACGCCACCGGGUACUGAAUAUCACACAAUCACGGAUGUAAACACACAUACACGCACACAACAUUUACAAACACAAGACCCUGGCCGGGAGGAGCAGCGUAGGGAGAGGUGGACUCGAAUCCAGCCGCGGUGGACCAAAAGACUCGCGGCAAAGAACUCUUGAAAGGUUCAUGUUCAUACUCUGAGAGACGUAUUCUCCUUUGUCCAGGCCAUGCUUCACUGUGACUUACUGGAGACAGAAAGUGGAAUAAGAUACAAAAAGAAUGGAGGACAUUAUGUUAAACAGUAAAAACGUAGCACAUUCCUCCACAUUGGUUCACUGACCUUCAAAUGUUACGGCUCUGCUGUGGUGAGGAGCUGGACGUCUGUCCACAGAAGCCCUUAAAGUGUCUCACAGUGAAACUAUUGUCUGCUUGUGUGUGCGAGCCGACUGGCUGACAUUUGUUCAGUGUAAAGUCAAGCGGUCGUUCACCGCAGGGAGCCAACGGCUCUCAGUUUUGGAGGAAACUGUGUGUCACGGGUCACAUUGGAUGCAUUUCACAUUGUUGGUAUUCAAAGUGGAGAGGAGAUGCCACUGUGGGGUUUAGCCGUCGUUUCAGCUGUUUCCGAAUCAUAAUCUUUGACAACCUUUGAGCACAUUAUUUAAACGCCACAACAAAGAGACUCAAAGGCUCAAUUCAAUUCACCGUGAAACAGGAGCAACUGCAGUGUGACCUGUUUGCGAGUAUAAUGGAAUAUAUAGAAUUAUGAGACGGAAAUCCAGUCGCCCCAAAUCCCAUCAGAUAUGUUUAAGUACGAGUUCAAGAGUCUUCGGAAAUAUUCUAAUCAUUUACAGGAAGAGCAACGAUUGGAUAUAAAAUUCUCCCACACUAUUUUUGACAUUUUAACACAGAAAUAGAACCAAGAAAAUCUGUUUUUAUUUUAAUUGUACUUCCUUAUAAGGAAUUACAGUUUUCUAAUGACAGACAAAAUACGGUCAAAACUUGGUUGUCUCUGAGUUGUUAAGAUAUUUAAAUAGUAAAAAUAAUUGUUGAUGCAUCAACUGGAUGAAAAGCAUCAGUUGCAUUUACUUUCAAUGAUGAAGAACAUUAUUCUCAUCAGCCGUAUAAGUAUAUAAAUAAAUGGAAAAAACUAAUAAGAAUGUUAAACCUAUAUGGAUUUAUUAUGAUUAUGUGCAUUUGCAGCUUCUCAGUUCGUUUUAAGAGAAGAAGAAACUGAAUGACUUCCUGUCUGUUUCCUCUGGGUUCCACAUCUCUUCUCGUAUCAUCUGAUGAGUGGAAAGAGAACAGAUGUUGGCAUCAAUGUACCAGAUAGCUGCGUCUUACAGUUGUGGUUUAAACAAAUGGUUUGUGUCCCCUCUGUGUCCCUCUGAACGUUGUCUGUGUGUAACAUUCAUUUAAUGAUGUGGGAUAAUCUGGGAAAAACAUAUACGUGCCAAAACGUCUGCUUGUUUCUGAUCAGUGUUAGAACCCGAGAAACGAGAGAAUGUAAUUAUGUGAUCAGGAUGAAAGUUGUAAAUAUAUAGAAUGAAAUGCUCUCAACGCGUAUAAGAGCUCUUAUUUUUUUCAUAUAAACUAGAAAAAGAUCAGAUGCAUAUUUUCCUGUAGCUUUAUUUAGCAGAGGCGAUCUGGAGAACUCUGGUUUCCUUUGUUUUUCAGCUUCUCUCCCAACAUCUGCUGUUGGGUUUGAUACAUGUUCCCGUGAUAAGUGGAUCUCUGCAGAGUCCAGGCUUUAUACAUUAUGAAGAAAACAGGCCUCAGUGUAGCGCACUACAUUAUGUAGGAGACGGCUGCCUCUGUCAGAGCCGCUUGAGGAGCGGUCGACUCCAUGUGGGAGCUCACCUCAUUAUGUACGUCCCACUGGGCCGACGGUGGCACGUUGCCCGAGGCAUUUCUCCUCCCAGAGCUGUUGGGUUUGAAUGUGUUUUUAGUUAUUUUUGGUCAGAUGUGUCGUUAAAGGACAUGAAAAGUCUCUUUCCUUCCCUCUCUCUCUCCCUCUGGUAGAAACCGUAGGGACAUUCAAGAGAAGGGGGAGCCCAUCUUUCAAAGCGUUGCACCUUGAACUCACAUUUCUUUCAACCAUUUAAGCUCAUUUAAAGGAAAGGUUUGACAUUUUUUGGAAAUACACUUUCUUGAGGCGAGUUAGACGAGCCGAUUGAUGCCGCUCUCUAUUGUACUGCCACCAGCAGCUGGUGCAGCAGAGAAAAUGACUGGCACCGUCCAAAGGGAACAACAUCUGACUUCCAGCAGCUCUUAUUUAACGUCAUGGAUCUCAUCUUUUUAAUCAGUGGAAACUAUUUAUUUUUUAAAUGAUAAUUUUACAUAUUACUCUUGUUCGAUUCAGCAUAUAAAACAUAAAAAGAGUAAAACGCCACAUUGUUUUAGUGAUUACUACCAGUUAGGUAAUAUAAGAGGACAGAUGUUUAUUCGAUAUGCUAAGCUAAGCUAAGCUAACCGACUACUGGCUCCAGAUUUAUUUACUGCACCCACAUGAGAGCCGUAUCACUCUCUGAGAGAAAGGGAACAAGUGUGUGUGUGUGUGUGUGUGUGUGUGUGUGUGUGUGUGUGUGUGUGUGUGUGUGUGUGUGUCCCAAAAGGAGAAAAUAUUCCUUCAAGAUUCCUAAUUGGCCGAUUAUUUUAUUGCCGUUUGCUUAGUGACAUUAUUUGUAAAUGUAAAAUCAGUAAAAAAGUAAGAUAUUCUAAAUAAAUGACCUUACCAUGAAACAAGUUAA